AAUGUACAUAGACAAGAAUACACACACAAAUCCACUUGCUAAAGCUAAACCCGAAGAACAGGUUGAUAAACAGUAUGAAAUUUCUCGUGAUCCGUGCCCAGUCCACGGCUGUCUAUGUGAUUGUUCUUGGGCUCUGUGUUUUGUGCUUCCAACCCCGCCGUUAAUCGCACCCCCAAUUUCCUGCUUUCUCGAAACCCCUUUCCCCCUUUCUUCCCCACUCUGCCAUUUUUGUUUUUCUCGGAUCUGCAGAUCGAAUUAAUGGAAGUUCAAGGGUGGAUCCGAGCCCAGCCCAUUUUGUUCCUGAGACCUGAAAAGAUAGUGUGUUAACAAAGAGCCAAAGGAUCCUUGCUUUUUCAUUUGUGGGAGAUCUCAGUUUGGCAGCUUUUAUGGGGCGAAUUUUUGAGUGGGUUAAUAAUUGGGGGUGGGGUUUUGGUGAAGAAAGAUUGCUUUAUAUUUUUUAAGUUUUGUUUGGAUAUGGGUCUGUAAGUUUCUGCCAAGAACACCAAUCUUCGACCAAAUGGGAAAGUUCUUGUGACAGUAAUGGAUCCACAGGCGUUUAUUAGGCUAUCCAUCGGCUCCCUCGGUCUCAGAUUUUCCGGCGCCGCCGCCCCAAAAUCCGGUGGUAUUCCGGCGUCUUCUUCCCCGUGCACAUGCGACAUCCGUCUCCGCGGAUUCCCUGUUCAGACAACCUCAAUUCCAUUGGUGUCGUCCCCUGAAGCAACCCCUGCCUCUCAUGGCAUUGCUUCGAGCUUUUACCUCGAUGAAUCAGAUUUGAAAGCCCUGUUGGCGCCUGGAUGCUUCUCUGCAUCUCAACCUGGGUUGGAAAUAUCAGUUUUUACAGGGAGGAAAGCUACACAUUGUGGUGUCGGGAUCAAAAGACAGCAGAUUGGGACAUUUAAAUUGAACGUUGGCCCUGAAUGGACCGACGGGAAGCCGGCGGUUCUGUUCGACGGCUGGAAGGUCAUCGGAAAAAACAGGCCGGAGAACGGAAAACCCGGUGUCGAGCUUCAUGUUCGAGUGAAGCUAGACCCCGAUCCACGAUACGUGUUUCAGUUCGAAGAAGACACCAAAUUAAGCCCUCAGAUUGUUCAGCUUCAAGGAGCUGUGAAGCAGCCAAUUUUCAGCUGCAAAUUUAGUCGAGACAGGGUGUCGCAGCUGGAGGCGCCAAACGCUUUCUGGUCGGGCGCAGCCGAGGAGGAUGUCGAGAGGCGCGAAAGGAAGGGGUGGAGGGUGAAAAUUCAUGACCUUUCCGGCUCGGCCGUGGCUGCAGCCUUUAUCACGACGCCGUUUGUUCCUUCAGGGGGCUGUGAUUGGGUGGCGAAGUCAAAUCCGGGGGCGUGGUUGAUCGUUCGACCCGACACGUGUAUGGCCGAGAGUUGGCAGCCGUGGGGGAAGCUGGAGGCGUGGCGGGAGCGAGGAAUGCGCGACUCGAUUUGUUUCCGGUUCCACGUUUUCUCCAACGGGCAGGAGGGCGGGGAGCUUCUCGUGUCGGAGAUACUGAUCGGCGCGGAGAAGGGCGGGGAGUUCUUCAUUGAUACCGACAGGCAAAUCCGGUCGGCAGCGACUCCGUUGACGAGCCCACAGAGCAGCGGCGAUUUCGCGGCUCUGAGCCCUGUUUCCGGUGGGUUUGUGAUGCGGUGCCGCGUGCGAGGGGAAGGCAAGUGCAGCCGGCCGUUGGUGCAGCUGGCGAUGCGAUAUGUUACUUGCGUGGAGGAUGCCGCCAUCUUCAUGGCGCUGGCAGCCGCCGUCGAUCUUAGCAUUGAAGCUUGCAGACCGUUCCGGCGGAAGAUCCGGCGGGGAGGUAGCCGCCAUUCUUGGUGAUGAAUGUAAAGUUAGUUUAUUUCCUCGAGUAAUUUUCCAUUGUCGUCAUUGUCGUUUUGUAACUCAUGACACUGUUCUUAUUUGAAUGUCGUAAUUUUUCAGUGCACCAUUUCUGAGACCAGAAAGAAUGACUCUGCCAUAGAUAAGAAUGCAAGAAAGGGAUGUUUAAUUAAUUACACCCACAAGGCAUAUAGUUGCUGCCCUACUUGUAUAUGUGAACUGUUUUUCAUAGGACUCCGAUCAAUCCAAUCUACUCGGCGAAUACUGCGUAGAUGCCGGCGAGUUCUUGCUGAAGCUUCUGUAUGUCCUCCAGAAUCUGUGCUCUAUCGUCUCCCCGACUCGAAUCCAACACAUUGACAUUGAUCGA
Molecule: messenger RNA, 2188 nt
Organism: Andrographis paniculata
Lineage: Eukaryota; Viridiplantae; Streptophyta; Magnoliopsida; Lamiales; Acanthaceae
Exons: 3
Coding region: 541-1821 (426 amino acids)
Source: RefSeq, a predicted model, not a curated record